UGAGCUGCUGUGGAAAUGGGGGAGGGGCUCGUUCAAAUACAACCACGUGACUCGUACUCCCUCGUUGAAGCAAAUCUGCGCUGCCUGAGAAAACUGCAAUUAACUGAGUCUAAAUCGAAGAGUCUGAGUGCAGUGACGAUGGAUGCCACUAACUUUUACACGCAGUUUGAUUCUGUGAUGGGGGAGAACAUCCUGAACUUGGUGAUGGGUGCUCCUAGUGAGAGCAUGCUUAAAAUGGCUGCCUCCAAGUUUCAGCAAGCCACAAUAGCCAGAAUGGAGGGGGAGCUCCCCCAGUGGUUGAUGCAUUACGGGGCUGAAUCAGGAGACGGCAAGUUUCUCACUGCAAUGGCUACCUUUCUCUCUGAAGAGUAUGGAGCACCCGUAGCCAGGGAGGACCUUGUUACUACUGCUGGAGCGUCCAUGGGUCUGGUGCUGCUCGCCAAUCUCCUCUUCACAAGCAGUGACCUUGUGUUUGUGGAGAACCCAACGUAUUUUGUGGCCACAAAAGUCAUUGGAUUGGACUCGGGCAUGACCAUGGUGCCAGUGGCCACUGACAGUGGUGGAAUAAACACUGAUGAGUUGGAGAAAGCCCUGGAGAGUAAGGUGGGACAGAGACAGAGGGAACUCACUGACAGACGGCCUUUUUGGGGUAUGCUCUACCUCGUCUCCACCAUACACAACCCCACGGGUGUUUCUCUCACUACAGAGCGCUGUAGACGUGUGGUGGAGCUGGCUCGCAAGUACAACCUGUUGGUGGUGUGUGACGACGUUUACAACCUGCUGUACUUUGGGGAUAAGCCUCCACACAGGCUCUUCCAGUUUGAUAAGAAGAGUGACCCAGACUACAAAGGCAAUGUAGUGUCGAACGGAACAUUCUCUAAGGUUUUUGGUCCGGGAUGUCGUAUCGGGUGGCUGGAGGCACCAAAGAGAGUAAAAGAGAUUGUCCUGAGCAGUGGGUACAUGAGCAGCAGUGGUGGGUGGAACCACACUAUGUCUGGGAUCAUGGGGAGCGUCAUCAAUAGCGGCAGCCUUAAGGAGAUGCUCCAGAUAGCAAGACCUCUGUACCAAGAGCAAUGCCAGAUGGCUUGUGAGGUGUUGCGAACCCAACUACCAGGAGCCUCGUUUGUGGAGCCCCAUGGUGGAUACUUCCUCUGGGUCCGACUGCCAGGCAAUAUCAGUGGAGAAGAGGUUGCAAAGCGACUGAAGGAGCAGUACAACACUCUAAUCCUCAAUGGAAGCAAGUGUUCAAUUACUGGUGAUUUCAAAGAUUGUCUGAGAGUGACCUAUUCCUUCAACAGUAAGGAUCGUGUGAGACAAGGAGUGGAGAAUCUGGUCAAGGUUGUCAAGGCGAUGCAAGCAGAAACUGCUUGAGACACUGUUGGACAGUCCUGAAUAAUUCUCUAUUAGGUACAUGUAUAUGUAGUAGAUUUACACUAGCUAAUGUUAAAGUCUCACAUGUAAAAUUGCUAGCAUUGGCCUGGGAAAGAGCCGUACGUCAUUCCGUCACAAUGUCAUUCACAGGUCUAUGUCUUUUAAUUAUGUCAAUUAAUGGUGUGUAUAGUUACAUGCAAUGUAGUGUCUUUUGUAUAUAUUUCACAUUUGCACAGG
Halichondria panicea is the source of this 1608-nucleotide messenger RNA. RefSeq lists its product as uncharacterized. Gene Ontology annotation, biological process: biosynthetic process. The transcript is spliced from 10 exons. Gene Ontology annotation, molecular function: pyridoxal phosphate binding; L-2-aminoadipate:2-oxoglutarate transaminase activity. NCBI's taxonomy places the organism in Eukaryota, Metazoa, Porifera, Demospongiae, Suberitida, Halichondriidae. The record is from RefSeq and is a predicted model, not a curated record. Bases 16 to 1371 code for a protein of 451 amino acids.